ACACAACUAGCUGUCAAAUCCGUGACGUGGCUGGCCGACCGAUUUUUCCAAUUAGCAAGCAAACUUAGUAUCAAUUUAUAAUCAACUAUUAAUAGAUAAUUUAGGCUUUUCACGAUGACUACCUACGAGGAGUUCAUCCAGCAGAACGAGGACCGCGACGGAGUGCGUCUGACGUGGAAUGUGUGGCCCUCGAGUCGCAUUGAUGCCAGCCGCUUGGUCGUGCCACUUGCGUGUCUUUACCAGCCACUUAAGGAGCGCCCCGACUUGCCACCUAUACAAUAUGAGCCUGUUCUGUGCACGCGCAGCAACUGCCGUGCCAUUCUAAACCCUCUGUGCCAGGUGGACUACCGUGCCAAGUUGUGGGUGUGUAACUUUUGUUUCCAGCGCAAUCCGUUCCCCCCUCAAUAUGCGGCCAUUUCGGAGCAACAUCAGCCGGCUGAGCUGAUUCCCGGAUUCAGCACCAUUGAGUACACCAUUACCAGGGCUCCGACCAUGCCACCAGUCUUCAUUUUCCUCGUCGACACCUGCAUGGACGAGGAGGAGCUGGACGCACUCAAAGAUUCGCUGCAGAUGUCGCUCAGUCUGCUGCCGCCCAAUGCCCUGAUCGGACUGAUUACGUUCGGCAAGAUGAUACAAGUGCACGAGCUGGGGGCUGAGGGCUGCUCCAAGAGCUACGUGUUCCGCGGCACCAAGGACUUGACCGCCAAGCAGGUGCAGGAUAUGCUCGGAAUCGGACGCGGCGCUGCUCCGGGCCCACAGGGGCAGCCGGGCCAGCCGAUGCCCGGCCAGCAGAGGCCAAAUGCGCCGGCAGGUGGAGCACCUGUGCCGCCUGCACACCGGUUUCUGCAGCCGAUCAGCCAGUGCGACGCGGCACUGGGUGAUCUGCUCAGCGAGCUACAGCGCGACCCUUGGCCGGUGCCGCAGGGCAAGCGCUACCUGCGCUCCACGGGCGCUGCUCUCUCGAUAGCAGUCGGCCUGCUGGAGUGCACCUACCCGAAUACGGGUGGUCGGAUUAUGUCCUUCGUCGGUGGUCCUUGCUCCCAGGGCCCCGGCCAAGUGGUCGACGACGAACUGAAGCACCCGAUUCGCUCUCACCAUGACAUUCACAAGGACAACGUCAAGUUCAUGAAAAAGGCCAUAAAGCACUUUGAUGCGCUGGCCCUGCGUGCCGCCACCAAUGGCCACAGCGUCGACAUCUACUCGUGCGCCCUCGACCAGACUGGCUUGCUGGAGAUGAAGCAGCUGUGCAACUCCACGGGCGGGCAUAUGGUCAUGGGCGACUCGUUCAACUCGUCGCUGUUCAAGCAGACAUUCCAACGCGUGUUUGCGCGCGACAGCCGCAACGAUCUGAAAAUGGCAUUCAAUGCCACGCUGGAGGUGAAGUGCUCGCGCGAGCUGAAGAUCUCCGGAGGUAUCGGCUCGUGUGUGUCGCUGAAUGUGAAGAGCCCGUCGGUGUCGGAUGUGGAGAUCGGCAUGGGCAACACGGUGCAGUGGAAGCUGUGCACGCUGAAUCCCAGCUCCACGGUGGCCUACUUCUUUGAGGUUGUCAACCAGCACGCCGCCCCCAUUCCCCAGGGCGGACGCGGCUGCAUACAGUUUAUAACACAGUAUCAGCAUCCGAGCGGUCAGCGGCGCAUACGCGUCACGACAUUGGCCAGAAACUGGGCUGAUGCCACCACAAAUGUGCAUCAUAUCAGUGCUGGGUUUGACCAGGAAGCUGCCGCCGUCCUCAUGGCUCGCAUGGUUGUCUACCGUGCCGAGACGGACGAGGGACCAGACAUUCUGCGCUGGGUCGAUCGUCAGCUAAUUCGCCUGUGCCAAAAGUUCGGCGAGUACACCAAGGACGAUCCGAACAGCUUCCGGCUGUCGCAGAACUUCAGUCUGUUCCCGCAGUUCAUGUACCACCUGCGCCGCUCGCAGUUCCUGCAGGUCUUCAACAAUUCACCCGACGAGACCACAUUCUACCGACACAUGCUGAUGCGCGAGGACCUCACCCAGUCGUUGAUCAUGAUACAGCCGAUACUUUAUAGCUACUCGUUCAACGGACCGCCCGAGCCCGUGCUGCUGGACACCGCCUCGAUCCAGGCGGAUCGCAUUCUGCUGAUGGACACGUUCUUCCAGAUACUCAUCUAUCACGGCGAGACGAUUGCCCAGUGGCGAGCCCUCAAGUACCAGGACAUGCCCGAGUACGAGAACUUCAAGCAGCUGCUGCAGGCCCCAGUCGACGAUGCCCAGGAGAUUCUGCAGACUCGAUUCCCCAUGCCCCGGUAUAUCGACACCGAGCACGGCGGCUCGCAGGCGCGCUUCCUGCUCUCGAAGGUCAAUCCAUCGCAGACGCACAACAACAUGUAUGCCUAUGGGCAGGACGGCGGCGCACCCGUGCUCACGGACGAUGUCUCGCUGCAGCUGUUUAUGGAGCAUCUCAAGAAGCUGGCCGUCUCCACAACCACAUGAAGUGCCCGCUGCUGAUCGAAGGAGCUCCACUAGGAGCUUUCAACCUAAGAAUACGAACGAGCUGAUCCUGGAAUGCUUUCGGCCAAGGCAAUGCAAUCACAGAUACAUAUACAGAUAUAAACACAACAGAUAUUCCACUUGAUCAUCGUCUGAAACACACAAUAAACUAUUCAAAUUAUGUUCAACAAUUUAAA
This is a messenger RNA of Drosophila obscura, 2648 nucleotides long. It is a transcript of the gene Sec23, whose product is annotated as protein transport protein Sec23A. Gene Ontology annotation, cellular component: COPII vesicle coat; endoplasmic reticulum exit site. The coding region runs from base 115 to 2454 and encodes 779 amino acids. The record is from RefSeq and is a predicted model, not a curated record. Gene Ontology annotation, biological process: COPII-coated vesicle budding; endoplasmic reticulum to Golgi vesicle-mediated transport; COPII-coated vesicle cargo loading. Gene Ontology annotation, molecular function: GTPase activator activity; zinc ion binding. The transcript is spliced from 5 exons. Lineage: Eukaryota; Metazoa; Arthropoda; Insecta; Diptera; Drosophilidae.